GAGAAUGAUACACAUAGAUCAGAGCCCCCACCUCUGCUUCUGACGGACCUGGAAAUCACCAAGACGUCCAUAGGGAGCUUCAGUUUGCUUCAUCCCUGGAGUGAGUUAAAGGAUGAUACAGGACUUCUUGAAAAUUGAAGGGGCAGGGGGGGAUAUCAGGUGCUAGUAUGAUGGGUCUGCACGCUUGAAGUAAUCUGGAACGACUCAGGAUACUUCAGUACCCAGAGAACUGCAGGUAGUUAACAGAUCGUGGAGAACCAAGAUCCCGAGGUAGGGUUUGAAGCUCUGAGGGAGGUGUGAUCUGCGGGGGGGAAAAGGCAGGACCCGGGGUCAAGCAGAGUUUCGGAGUUCGGGUGAAGCUGGCAACAUGACAGGGGUGGUGUGGGUAGGGAAAGCCUGUGAGGAGCCAAGAGCUCUGCUGGCAGAGCAGACUGCACCUGCGGCCCGGCUUGUGGAGGGAGGGGCGUACGCCGGGUGAACGGAGCUCCCGCGGCCGGGGGGCGCACGGCAGCGCGGGGAUUGGAGGGCGCUCGCGGGCCCCGCACGCUACUUAGGCGGAGCAGUGGAGCAGAGCUUGUGCGCGCGACCCCAGCCCGCUGCUUGGUCUUUGGUGCAGCGCUCAGCUGCUCCAUAGCGUUCCGCCGCCUGGGGUGAGCACCCCAAAGAAUGAACGUGCCCUCAACACUGCCCCCCGGGGGCGAGGACACCACCUGGACCCCCGGGACCAACGCCAGCAGCGCUCCGGACGAGGAGGAGGAGGAUGCGGUGCGGUCCGACGGCACGGGGACAGCGGGCAUGGUCACCAUCCAAUGCAUAUAUGCGCUCGUGUGCCUGGUGGGCCUGGUGGGCAACGCCCUGGUCAUCUUCGUGAUACUACGCUAUGCCAAGAUGAAGACAGCCACCAACAUCUACCUGCUCAACCUGGCGGUCGCCGAUGAGCUCUUCAUGCUGAGCGUGCCAUUCGUGGCCUCGGCGGCUGCCCUGCACCACUGGCCCUUCGGGGCGGUGCUGUGUCGCGCAGUGCUUAGCGUGGACGGCCUUAACAUGUUCACCAGUGUCUUUUGCCUCACCGUGCUCAGCGUGGACCGCUAUGUGGCUGUAGUGCACCCUUUGCGCGCCGCCACCUACCGGCGGCCCAGCGUGGCCAAGCUAAUCAACCUGGGAGUGUGGCUAGCAUCCUUGUUGGUCACCCUGCCCAUCGCAGUCUUCGCUGACACCAGGCCGGCUCGCGGGGGUGAGACCGUGGCUUGCAACCUGCACUGGCCUCACCCAGCCUGGUCUGCGGUCUUCGUGAUCUAUACUUUUUUGUUGGGCUUCCUACUCCCGGUUCUGGCCAUCGGUCUAUGCUACCUGCUUAUUGUGGGCAAGAUGCGUGCGGUGGCCCUACGGGCUGGCUGGCAGCAACGGAGGCGCUCAGAGAAGAAGAUCACGAGGCUGGUGCUGAUGGUGGUGACCGUCUUUGUGCUGUGUUGGAUGCCUUUCUAUGUGGUACAGCUUCUGAAUCUGUUUGUCACUAGCCUCGAUGCCACAGUCAACCAUGUGUCCCUCAUCCUCAGCUAUGCCAACAGCUGUGCCAACCCCAUUCUCUAUGGCUUCCUCUCUGACAACUUCCGGCGCUCUUUCCAGAGGGUUCUGUGCCUGCGCUGCUGUCUCCUGGAAACGACUGGAGGGGCUGAGGAAGAGCCCCUGGACUAUUAUGCCACCGCUCUCAAAAGCAGAGGGGGCGCAGGAUGCAUAUGCCCCCCACUGCCCUGCCAGCAGGAGCCCAUGCAAGCAGAACCUGGCUGCAAGCAAGUCCCUUUCACCAAGACUACUACUUUCUGAAAACCAUUUCCACCCUCCCUCAGCUCACCUGCAAAAGGUCUCAUCACCCUCUCAGCCCAGCAACUUCAAGAACAACUCCUGUUUUCAGGAAGCCAGCCCCCCUCAGCAGUCUGUGCUGUCUGUCCUUAGGAGCCUCCGGACUCCUGCUAGCCCCACUCCUAGGACGGGCUCCAGGGACACUUCCAUGGGGGUAGGACUCCUCUGGGAACUGGGUUAGAGUACCAGCCAUUCCUGAACCUCUGGCCGUUUUUCAAGGGGUGAGAAAGAGGAGGUGGUCAGAAAGUAAUGUCUACCCUUGUGUGACUUGUGACAGUGACUGCUUGGAAGAGCCCUGGGAAGGUGAGGUAGGCAGAGCCCCUUCCCCUGCAGCCCCUUUGCUUUAUGGUGGUAGAAUAGUGUACAUGGUGGAACAGGGGACCAUAGGAUACCCCCAAGUGCUUUCCCUGUGUCUGUUAGAGACUCUCGCUGCAACGUGAGAUGUCUAUGCAACAGCUGAGUGGACUUGCUUUGUCACCCUACAAGUGUCUGCCAGUUGUCAAGAGGCCAGUAACAGACUUCCUGUGAAUGCAAAAGGUUUAUAGAAGUAUGAUGUGGGGGUUGCUGCAAAGCAUAAAACUUCUGGUCAGGAAUUAAAAGGCAGAAAGGAUAAAAAUCUCA
Molecule: messenger RNA, 2481 nt
Organism: Onychomys torridus (southern grasshopper mouse)
Lineage: Eukaryota; Metazoa; Chordata; Mammalia; Rodentia; Cricetidae
Gene: Sstr4
Product: somatostatin receptor 4
Exons: 1
Coding region: 667-1824 (385 amino acids)
Biological process (GO): cellular response to glucocorticoid stimulus; neuropeptide signaling pathway
Cellular component (GO): membrane; neuron projection
Molecular function (GO): neuropeptide binding; somatostatin receptor activity
Source: RefSeq, a predicted model, not a curated record